This is a messenger RNA of Labeo rohita (rohu), 1983 nucleotides long. RefSeq names its product peroxisomal N(1)-acetyl-spermine/spermidine oxidase. Gene Ontology annotation, molecular function: polyamine oxidase activity. The coding region runs from base 109 to 1632 and encodes 507 amino acids. Lineage: Eukaryota; Metazoa; Chordata; Actinopteri; Cypriniformes; Cyprinidae. The transcript is spliced from 7 exons. The record is from RefSeq and is a predicted model, not a curated record.
CGUACUCGUGGAUCAAGUGAAGUUUGGGGAGGAGCGUUGAGCUGAAGUCCUCAGCUGAGCGGAACCUGUAGUUUGGUCCUCCAAGAGUGUCGUGCGCGAGCCGAUUCAAUGGCGUUACGUUCAGCUACUGAUUCUCAAAUAUACAUAGUCGGAUGCGGCAUUGCGGGAAUCGGUGUCGCUCAGAAAUUACUAAAACACGGUUUUCAUAAUGUACACAUCAUAGAAGCGACUGCGAGAAGCGGCGGAAGAAUACGAACGGGCAGACUGGGUGAUAACAUUGUAGAGAUCGGCGCUAACUGGAUCCAUGGCCCAUCGAAGGAAAACCCAGUGUUUCGUUUGGCAUGUGAAUACCAGCUGCUUGACAAAGAGUCAAUGUCUGAAGAAAACCAGGCAAUUGACAUUGGUGGUCAUCCGCUGUUUGUUCCCAACUGGUUUACAAGUUCAGGUCGAAAACUGGGGCUUGAGACGAUGGGACCCGUGGUGGAGUUUUACAUGAAAUUACUGGAGAGGAGUCAGCAGUUCAAUGACACUGGUGGAGAACCUCUGCCGAGCGUUGGAGAGUUUGUCAAGGCAGAGGUUGAACGACUGGCCCCAGAGGAGUGGAAGGAGGACCAGAAUAACUUUGCGGUAAAAAUGGCCAUGAUAAACACACUGCUCAAGCUGGAGUGCUGUGUCAGUGGAACCCACACGAUGGAUGAUGUAGGCCUGGGAGCCUUUGGCAUGUAUAAAACUCUCCCAGGAUUGGACUGCACUUUCCCAGGAGGUUAUGAAGGUUUAAUUGAUCACAUGAUGAAGGAACUUCCCAAGGAUAUUGUCUUGUACAACAAGCCAGUGAAGUGCAUUCACUGGAACUAUACCAAAAAUGGACCAAAAACUACAGGAACAUCAUUUCCUGUUAUGAUUGAAUGUGUUAAUGGAGAGACAUUUGCAGCAGACCAUGUUAUUGUCACCGUCUCACUGGGAUACCUGAAGAAGCACCAGAGCACUUUUCUGAGCCCUCCUCCUCCACUGCACAAAUUGCACUCCAUCCAGAGAAUGGGUUAUGGGACCAACAACAAGAUCUUUCUUGAGUUCGAGCAGCCUUUCUGGGAUGAAGACUGUGAAUUGAUUUACCUCAUAUGGGAGGACGAGACACAUCUUUCUGAUGUUGUUUCUAAUGUAAAGAUGUCCUGGAUUAGAAAGUUGAUUGGGUUCACUGUGCUAAAGCCCACAGAGAGGUAUGGACAUGUGCUCUGUGGAUGGAUCGCAGGGCGGGAAUCUGAGUACAUGGAAACUCUGUCUGAACAUGAAGUGCUGCACAGUGUCACACAGCUCCUGCGCAUAUUUACUGGAAAUCCAUCUCUUACACCAAGGAAGCUUUUAAGAUCUCAGUGGUUCCAUGAUCCCUAUUCCUGUGGAUCUUACACCUAUGUGGCCAAAGGUUGCUCAGGAUCCGACAUAGAUAACCUUGCUGAACCCUUGCCGCUGAAAGGCUCAAAUUCUAAGUCUUUGCAGGUGUUAUUUGCAGGAGAAGCCACACACAGGUCUUUCUUCUCUACAGUUCAUGGAGCAUUGCUGAGUGGCUGGAGAGAAGCAGAGCGUCUUAUAUCUCACUACACUUCUGCCUCUGGGUCAUUCUCAUCUAAACUCUGAAAACUGUCCUCCUGUGCUGAAAAGUGAGAAAGAAUGACAUUUUCAUGAGAUUUCAGGGAUUUUGUGCCUUAUCUAGGGAAUAGAAAUAAAAUAUUGGAAGUAAUUGCUAAAUUAUUUAAAGAAUCAUGGAUGUACUGCAUGGCACAUGUUCAACAUGUCAUUCAAGUUUCUGUCAACUGAACAGCAAAUAAUGAUUUUUUUUAAAUAAAAACAGAAUUCUCACUUAAUGACAGUACUUUGUACAAAUGUUAAAUGUUUUUGUGAUAUUAAAAGAAGUUUUUAUUAUAGUUUCUCAUAAUACUUUAUGAAGUGUAAAUAUAUUUUCUAAUUAAAUUCUUCAUAGAAAUUUGA